AUGAGUGAGAACGAUGAUGAGUCUACCACGGUUGCGGCCGAGUCACCCGACAUGACAACAGUAUUACGAUCGAUUCAUAGUGAUGAAACACAAUUACGCACCCUGGUGGUGGUAUUAUCAUUAACAGGCGGCCUGGUGCUUGCCUUUAUCCUUGGAUUCGGUAUCUACUUGUAUUGGCAAUGUUGCUCGUCAAGAAGACAGCAAAAAAAGCAACAACGACACCACCAUCAUUCUACAGCCUCAUCCAUGACAACGAUAGACGAUGAAGAGAGCAGUCUAUACCAUAACAACCAUGCCGCUAAAAGCCGAUCCAUGGUGAUUGUUGAUGUAUCCAAUGAUCAGCAGCAACAACAACAACAAUACUGCGGGAGCAUCAAUGAUGAUGAGGAAGAUGGUGUUGGACGAGUUGAUGAGGAUGAAAUUAUACGAGCAGCAGGGGCGGCUAUGGCUCCGUCAGCUCCUUCUGCCAAAGAAUUACUUCAUGUACAAGAACAGCAGCAAUCUUGUUUCUCAGAAUCCUAUCAUGCAUCCACAACCACAACCACGACUACUACUCAUACUGAUACAACCUCAAUGUGGUGUCAUUACCAUAUGAUGCUUGAUCCUCCACCCCCAGCUUAUUCACCUCCACGCGUUGGUGGUGGUCAAGCUAAUAACACUACGACCACUACCACUAGUACAACAACAACCACUCCUGUUCUUGCAUCUUCCAUAUGA
Lichtheimia ornata is the source of this 717-nucleotide messenger RNA. RefSeq lists its product as uncharacterized. The record is from RefSeq and is a predicted model, not a curated record. The transcript has a single exon. NCBI's taxonomy places the organism in Eukaryota, Fungi, Mucoromycota, Mucoromycetes, Mucorales, Lichtheimiaceae. Bases 1 to 717 code for a protein of 238 amino acids.